AUGGAAAAUUCAGGAGAACAUAUCCCAGACGACAGCGAAAUGGUUGAGGGGUGGCUCAAGAGAACGCGCAAGACAGAAAGCCUUCCCUCAAACGGCGAUGAAGAUAAACCAGCAAAGAAGCUCAAAUUCGAGCCAAUGCAUGUUUCUAAACAUACCGCUUUCCCUUCGCCCAUUGAGGCCCCAUCCCCGCCUACACACGGCAACCAGUUGCUUAACGAGGUGGACUACGAUUCAGAGGCACCAUCGUCGCAAGCCGACGACUACCAAUAUGCCAAUCACUGGCUUGACUUCAAGACCUUGAAUCCUAAUCACGACGAUAUGCCAGCGACAUUGAAACUAUUUUUGGUUUCGUUGCUUGCGCUUCAGAAAGACAAGAAAAUAAUUCCGAAGACCUCAAAGGAUGAAAUUGAGGCUUAUCCUGGGCCUGACUGUACUCUGGCUAUGCUCGACGAUGACUCAUACUACGUUCCUGACGAAUCUGAAUCAGCGUGUACCAAAGGAUUGUUCGACGCCGCGAUCAAAAUUCUUGAGGCGGCAGAAAAAUGUCAUUCUCACCAGUGCAAUGAAAAUGGAUGGAACAACCUUGUCUAUACGCCACUUCUCACCACAGCGAUGGAAAGUUUCAAGCCGGAGGAUCAUCAGUUAAUCGAUGUUGCACCUUGCUCCACGGCUACAAUUGAUCCAGAAUGGCAUCGCAAGUCUGUCCCUAAAGGACAGGUCGAUUACGUCUUAUAUGUCGACCCUUCUCGAGAACCAAUCGCACGAGACAAAUGCCUAGCUCGACGCGACCGCGUGGGAUCAGUCAACCAUACUCAGUUUAUACCCACCGCAGAAUUCCCGAUUGCUGCGAGCAUCAAGUCGAAGAGUCGUCAAGGAAGCAGUCAAGAUGCCGAGGUUCAAAUGGCAGCCUGGCAAGCAGCGCAGUGGCAUAAGAUGGACAUUGCUGUCGGUAAUCAAACCUCAGAGCUUGGUUUCCUACCAGGUAUUAUCAUCGAUGGACACGAGUGGAGGUUUCACGCAACAACCUAUGUUCUACUAGGAAACAAAACCAAGACACUUUGGUCCAGCCAUAUUCUUGGUUCCACGACCACUAUUGCUGGUGUUUUUUGCAUCCUGGCUGGUAUUCGGGCCAUCAAUAUCUGGAUCAGAGACACUUUUUGGCCGUGGUAUAAGAAGUAUGAGCUUAGCCCAAAGAUAGCGUAA
Fusarium tjaetaba is the source of this 1203-nucleotide messenger RNA. RefSeq lists its product as uncharacterized. Bases 1 to 1203 code for a protein of 400 amino acids. The transcript is spliced from 4 exons. Lineage: Eukaryota; Fungi; Ascomycota; Sordariomycetes; Hypocreales; Nectriaceae. The record is from RefSeq and is a predicted model, not a curated record.